Messenger RNA from Gossypium arboreum, 1295 nucleotides. Its product is annotated as GDSL esterase/lipase At5g18430-like. Gene Ontology annotation, molecular function: hydrolase activity, acting on ester bonds. The transcript has 5 exons. The record is from RefSeq and is a predicted model, not a curated record. NCBI's taxonomy places the organism in Eukaryota, Viridiplantae, Streptophyta, Magnoliopsida, Malvales, Malvaceae. Bases 97 to 1200 code for a protein of 367 amino acids.
UAAGCAAUGCCUAUUCUUUGAAAUUCACAUACUAAGACAGUCUCCAAUAAACAACUAUCUUAGUGUGUGUUAUUCUGCUUCUGGUUUUUCAAUUCAAUGGAAAGUUCAGUUGUUGUUCCAUGGUUGAUCUUAGGGGUUUUGAUGGCAAUUUCAAGCACUCAAGUUGAAGCAGCUGCCAGGGCUUUUUUCGUAUUUGGUGAUUCACUGGUUGAUAAUGGCAAUAACAAUUACCUUGCCACCACUGCUCGAGCUGACUCACCUCCUUAUGGCAUUGACACUCCUAGUCGUCAUCCCACAGGCCGUUUCUCCAAUGGCAAAAACAUUCCUGAUUUCAUCAGUGAUGCACUUGGAUCAGAGCCAACAUUACCAUAUUUGAGUCCAGAACUGAAGGGAGAUAAGCUACUUGUUGGUGCCAACUUUGCUUCUGCUGGUAUUGGAAUCCUCGAUGACACUGGAAUCCAAUUUAUGAACAUUAUAAGAAUGUUCAGACAAUUCCAAUACUUCGAAGAAUACCAAAAAAAGUUGGCUGACCUUGUGGGAAAAGAUGAAGCACAGAGGAUUGUAAGCGAAGCACUUGUCCUCAUCACUGUUGGCGGCAAUGAUUUCGUCAACAACUACUUCUUAGUGCCUUUUUCAGCAAGAUCUCGCCAAUUCAACCUUCCAGAUUAUGUUAGAUAUCUCAUCUCCGAGUACAGAAAACUUCUAGUGAGACUAUAUGAUCUAGGAGCCCGAAAGGUUCUUGUGACGGGGACUGGACCGUUAGGGUGUGUUCCGGCGGAACUAGCAAUGAGAAGCCCAAGUGGUCAAUGUGCAACAGAGCUGCAACAAGCGGCCGCAUUAUAUAAUCCGCAACUGGUGGAAAUGGUCAAUGGACUGAAUAGCCAGUUGGGUGCAAAUAUUUUCAUUGCUGCUAACACACAGCAACAAACCAGUGAUUUCAUCAGUAAUCCUGGAGCCUAUGGGUUUACUACAUCAAAGAUAGCUUGUUGCGGUCAAGGACCUUAUAAUGGUUUGGGAUUAUGCACUCAAUUAUCAAAUUUGUGUUCAAACCGAAACGAAUAUGUGUUUUGGGAUGCAUUCCACCCAUCCGAAAGAGCUAAUGGAAUUAUCGUUGACAUGAUCUUAAAUGGUUCAACAAACUACAUGAAUCCCAUGAAUCUCAACGCCUUCUUGGCUUUAGACACCAAAACCAAGACUUAGUUUAACUGCAUUUGUAGCAGGACAACCUAAGCUUUUGUUGUUGUUAUCAUGCAUUUGAUUGUUAAUUUAUCAUGUUGUUGUUGUGGUUGGGUUAA